AGAACAAUAGAGCAGUGAGCGAUUUCUACACAAAUAGUUCUCAUAAUGAUGAAGAAGGUGGUUUCUCACCAGAAUUCAGUACUGUAUUCUACGGCAUCAUUCUCACUAGGGCGACUUGCACGAAAUUGCGAAGGACGACCGAACCUGCCCACUCCGCUUACACACACCUCCCCCAUUUCACCAUGGCACCAAGGUGACCUCGUGCCAUAGACGCCCUCACUAUCAACCUCGACUUCUCCUUGUAUCCCUGUCAGCGAUCAUGACAGCAGAAUCUCGACUGAACCAGAUCGUCAAAGACGCACCAACAGCCAACGUCCGACCUCCACCCACAGCACCACUCCCUGCACUCGGCAAAUCGUCACAGUCCGAGAAAUACAGUCCCGACUCAGCCCUCGCAGCACUACCCUCGUCCCCGCCCCAGAUCUAUCUCAACCUCCUCAUCCUCGAAUCCUCCCUGCGCGCACAGUACCUCCACCUCGUCGCUCGCCGUCGCCUGAAUUCCUUCUUCCUCCUGCUCCUCGCCUCGUGGAACGCUCUAUUCUUCUAUGCCCUCUUCCUGCGCCCGCGCGAAGAUGGCACUGGCCUCGGCGGCUCCGUCUACUGGGUCGUCGAGACGUCCGAAAAACUCGCGUUGAUGGGAGGUGUGGUGACGGUCCUCCUGGUGUGGGGAACAGGACAAUUCGAACGUGGGAUACGCUGGCCGCGCAAGUGGCUCGGCACCACCAACCGCGGCCUGCGAGGCUUCAAUUUACGGGUGGUCGUUAUCCGAGGAAAAUUCUGGCGAGAGAUUCUUGGUCAUUUAUCCUUUCUAUUGCCUUAUGGUCUAUGGCGCGAAGCCGGCGGCUCAGACUGGCAUGUGGUCGAGCACGAGGACGGGACUGUUGCCGAAGAAGACCUCGCCAAAGGAGGCGACAGUGUCAUGCUGCUCCUCCUACCGAAAUCAUUCAGCCCGGAGUUCCGCGAGAAUUGGGAAGAAUACCGCACAGAAUAUUGGGAGAAGGAAAACGAGCGCCGUGCGGGCCUGCGCAAAAAGCUCACUCACCAACGGCGCUUGAGAGCUAAGGAGGCCGGCGGCUGGAAAUGGUGGACAGGUGCCUGGAAAUUGGCACCGAAUCGACCUACACGCCGGCACCACGAUCUCGAAAAGCAUCCACAUGGACAUCAUCAUUCCAAUGGGCGACAAGGCUCGGUUUCCACAUUGGCAGGAGCUCUAGCAUUGGGCGCAGGUCGACGCCGAACAGGCCUGGAUUCGGACUCGACACAGAGUCGGAGCAGACAAUCAUCGAGGUCUUCGACGCCGCAUCUGGACCUCGACGGAAGCGCUGACACGGGACGACCUGUAUCAGAGCGUGUGCGCCGCGGCAGCAGUGUGAGUAGCACGGCAAGCGUCCGACGGAAACCAAGGAGCGCGGUCGACAGGAAGGACUCUGGUCUGAGUCCGCUUACAUCAUCCUCCAAUGCUGCGGCAGAAGAUGAGCGUGAAGAACGUCGACGAAGGCGCAGAGAACGGGAGGCUGCAAGGGAGAGGGAAAAGAAAACAAAAGACAACAGGGAAGAUAAUGAUGCGAGUGCGAGUAGUGUACCGACGACACCCAAAUCUGAGGCUUUCGAGAUCAAGUCGGAGCCUGGACUUGCUUCUUUGGAGUCGAUACCGGCUUGACUGGUAUCUUGAGUAUACCUACCAAGUUACUCUUAGAAAUAGUGCUUGUGACAUUAGGAAUACCAGACAUUCAAUCCACGGCAUGCUUUUGUUUCUAGACUCAGCUUAC
Messenger RNA from Exophiala viscosa, 1769 nucleotides. Its product is annotated as Spo7-like protein-domain-containing protein. Gene Ontology annotation, biological process: nuclear envelope organization. Lineage: Eukaryota; Fungi; Ascomycota; Eurotiomycetes; Chaetothyriales; Herpotrichiellaceae. The transcript is spliced from 2 exons. Gene Ontology annotation, cellular component: Nem1-Spo7 phosphatase complex; membrane. The record is from RefSeq and is a predicted model, not a curated record. Bases 260 to 1660 code for a protein of 466 amino acids. Gene Ontology annotation, molecular function: protein phosphatase regulator activity; phosphoprotein phosphatase activity.